AUGUGCUGCUGUCGUCAUCACUCUGGAACAGGAACUGUACACAGGCUCCAAAUCGAACUUCAUAUAGUGUCUGAGUUUGUUUUCACGUCUUUUAAAAUCGCGGACUGAAGCAACUAUGACACCUUUAAAAGUGUUGCUUCUGCUUCUGGCUUUGUGGGCCAGUUCGUUCGCCGACGACACGAACAAUCAGCCCCAGCUUGGGACCACUAAAUCACUCACAACCAAGAACACUUCCAGCAUCAGCAUCAGUCCUGACGAGGCUAAUAAAAACAACACCAGCACCAAAAGGAAAUCCCCCGACGGGAGGUUCAGUCUGGACGGCGCGAUGAUUAACAGAGCUCUGUAUGUUCUGAUCGGAAUCACGGCCAUCGGAGUCCUUUAUUUCUUAGUGAGAGCGGUCCGUCUGAAGAAAACAAGUGUUCAGAGGAAGAAAUAUGGGCUCCUGUCAAACUAUGAGGACACAAUGGAGAUGGCACACCUGGAAAGCGAUGAGGAAGACACCACAGUUUAUGAGGCCAAAUCCUUGAGAAGAUGAACCUCUGGGGGUUUUUGACACUGCCAGAAAAAAAGAAUGUGAUGAAGACAAUCCCAUGUUUUCCACUAAAACAGUUGUCAAAUGAUUUUGUUGUCAUUUUCAACAACUGUGGGGUUGACCUAGGAUGCUUAGAUGCUUUUUUUCCAAGAAUAAAGCAGAUUGUGUAGGUUUAUACUAGACCAGUAUUUUUUGGACUUGUAUGACCAAAUAUGUUUUGGUGUCGGAGGGAAAUUAUUCAAGGAUCAAAACUGUGUUUUGUGCCAAAGCUGCUGAUGCAUAAUUUUUCAGUUUGUUGAGUAAAUUGAUGUUAAUUAUUAAUAUUGUAAACAACUGCCCAUCAUUUCCGAUAUAAACACUGAAGGGCUGAAAGUUGUUUUUAUGAAUUUAUGAGACUUUAAUAUAAUUUGGAUACAUUUGUUUUAGAUGUACCAUCAAAUUAUGUUUGAUGUGAUUUUUUUUUUAUGUUUUGUUUCAGAUACCUUUAUAUAUUCUGUUGAAGGGAUAGUUCACCCAAAAAUGAAAAUUCUCCCAUCAUUUACUCACCCUUAUCCCAUCCCAUCCCAGAUGUGUAUGACUUUCUUCUGCUGAACACAAACGAAGAUUUUUAGAAGAAUAUCUCAGCUCUGUUGAUCCAUACAAUGCAAGUGAAUGGUGACCAGACCUUUGAAGCUCCAAAAAGUACAUAA
Molecule: messenger RNA, 1221 nt
Organism: Myxocyprinus asiaticus (Chinese sucker)
Lineage: Eukaryota; Metazoa; Chordata; Actinopteri; Cypriniformes; Catostomidae
Product: protein FAM174C-like
Exons: 3
Coding region: 116-535 (139 amino acids)
Cellular component (GO): extracellular region
Source: RefSeq, a predicted model, not a curated record